Lycium barbarum (goji berry) is the source of this 1532-nucleotide messenger RNA. Its product is annotated as ankyrin repeat-containing protein BDA1-like. Gene Ontology annotation, molecular function: protein binding. NCBI's taxonomy places the organism in Eukaryota, Viridiplantae, Streptophyta, Magnoliopsida, Solanales, Solanaceae. The record is from RefSeq and is a predicted model, not a curated record. Bases 1 to 1389 code for a protein of 462 amino acids. The transcript has 2 exons.
AUGGACAGAAGGCUAUGGGAGGCUGCUCAAAAAGGAGAUGUUCAUCACUUGCAAAGUUUGAUCAAAGAAGACCCCCUUCUGCUCAGGGCAGUUUCAUUAGCAGCAAAUGGAACUCCUCUGCAUAUUGCUUGUUUGAGUGGCCAUCCUGAGUUUGCCAAGGAGAUCAUUCACCUUAGGCCAGAAUUUGCUAGAGAAUUAAACCAGGACGGUUUCAGCCCUUUGCAUAUUGCCUCAGCAAAUGGGGAUAUAGAGAUUGUGAAGGAGCUCUUGAGCGUUGACUGUAAUCUAUGCCUUCUCAAGGGGAAGGACAGAAGAAUUCCUCUUCACUAUGCAGUAAUCCAAGGCAGAAAAAAUGUCAUGAGGGAGCUUCUUGAGGCUUCUCCAGACUCUGCAGAAGAAGUGACUGCUCGUGGCGAGACUUGUCUUCAUUUAUCUGUCAAGAAUCAUCAGUUUGAAGCAUUCAAAUUACUACUUGAGAACCUCAAGGAAUUUAACAAGUAUGAUCUUUUAAACAAGAAGGAUAUCCAAGGAAACACUGUUUUGCAUCUUGCUGUGUCAACUAAGCAAUACGAGGUUGUUGAUCUAUUGCUCGAUGAAAAUGCUGUUUCUAAGGGCACAACUGAGGUGAAUUCUUUGAACAAGAGAGGCCUUACCCCUUUAGAGGUACUAUUUAAGGAAUCUGGAGACAGAGACAUAGAGGAAAUUCUAAGAGCAUCUGGUGCUGUAUCUGUUGAAAACUUGCAAUCUUUGCAACAGGAAGCUUUGCCCCAAUCGUUGGUUGUUUCAGUUCAAGAUCCAUCAGAUGAACAAUCCAGCAGAGAGCAAAGAAGGGACCGACCCCGAUCUCAUUCUAAGAAACUUAAGGAUUUCUUCAAGUACAAUAAAACCAAAGAUCCUCCAGGGAAAGUAAGAGACACCCUUCUUGUGAUAGCUAUUCUAAUUGCAACAGCAACUUAUCAAGCAGUUUUUAAUCCGCCAGGAGGCGUUUGGCAGGACACUCACUGGCCUGAUGACAAUAACACCACCAGUAGUGACGGCAAAAUGUCCUCACAACGUAUCGCAGGACAGUCAGUGAUGGGAACCAACAAUCCAAUUUCCUACGGCUUGUUCUUGGUUUUCAACUCUAUUGGAUUUUUCUUGUCCCUCCACACGAUAAAUUUCCUAACAAUAGGAUUUCCUUUGCAAUUAGAACUGCAAGUCUCACUUGUUGCCUUGACAGUAACCUAUGACACUGUGAUGUCUGCCAUAACACCUAACCGGGGAAUUUCUCUCUUCUUUACUAUCUUUUCCAUAGUCUUUCCAGUUCUUUUGCCUCACAUUACAAUGUUGUUGAGAAACUAUUGCAAGAAACCUAAACUUUUUAUCAAGAUCUGUGAACCGUUCACAUAGUAGAACAUCUUCCUGUAAUUUAUCUCUCUUUUUUUUUUUUUUUGUUUGUUUGUUUUUUUUUCUUUUCCGGUUGGGGGUCAACCAGGAUGUAUUGAAAUUCUAAAGUGAAACCUUUCAAUGAGAUUAAUUUACAGUCUCUUUUA